Messenger RNA from Phyllostomus hastatus (greater spear-nosed bat), 1940 nucleotides. RefSeq names its product HemK methyltransferase family member 1 (gene HEMK1). The record is from RefSeq and is a predicted model, not a curated record. The transcript is spliced from 11 exons. Gene Ontology annotation, cellular component: mitochondrion. Gene Ontology annotation, molecular function: protein methyltransferase activity; N-methyltransferase activity; DNA binding. NCBI's taxonomy places the organism in Eukaryota, Metazoa, Chordata, Mammalia, Chiroptera, Phyllostomidae. Bases 555 to 1667 code for a protein of 370 amino acids. Gene Ontology annotation, biological process: protein methylation.
CAAAUGUCCGCCCCGAGAAGUCACCGCGAGCUGGAGCCGCGUCUCUGCGUGACCUUCAGGAAGAUUAGGGCCCGUAGGGAACAAGCCCACACACGGCCAAGCAUUUUCUCGUCUCGUGCGUGAGGCUUGGGAGCGGCUUCACGGCCUCUCCCACCGCCUGCAGGGGACUCUCGGGUGCUACUCAGUGGCGUUAGGAACCCUGGAGCUGGGCGACUGGGUCCGCCCGAGCCCUUUCGCGGCUGCGCCGACCCCGGAAGCCGGGCGUGCGAGGGAGCUCUCCGCGAGUCACGCACGUCCGGCAGCCGAGCCCGGGCCUCUUCUGCAGGCUGGCGGGCGGGCCGGGUGACCCCACAGGCAGGUGGAGCGGAGUGGGUCCCUCAAGGCUCAACGGCUCUGCUGCUUCUCCUCCCCUCUGCCAGGGCGGCAGCACGUCUGAAGACCAGAGCCUGUGACCCCCACCUCCGCCCAGCCUGGGCCAGCGACCAUCUUGGCAGCUGACAUCACAAGGAAGACUUGGGGACUCGGGAGUGCCCGGGGGAGCGUCCCCCGGCAACAUGGAGCGUUGGGGUGGAAUGCUGCGGGUCCUCCUGUCCGGCCCGGGGUGGAGGGGAGGAACCGGGAGCCGGGCCUUCAGCUCCUGGCGGCGCCAUCUGCCUCAGGCUGGGUUGAGUGCCACAGAGCUGGUCAACGAGUGGACAGCGGUCUUUGAGAAGGAGGGCGUCCCCGAGGCCCGGGAAUCCAGUGAGUACAUCGUGGCCCAUGUCCUCGGAGCCAAAACAUUUCAGAGCCUGAGGCCGGCACUGCGGAGGCAGCCCCUGACCCCUGCGCAACUCCGGUGCAUCCGGGAACUGAGCGGCCACCGACUGCGAAGGCUCUGGCACAGACACCCACCCAGCUACCCCCUCGGCAGGAUGCCUGUACAGUACAUCCUCGGUGAGUGGGACUUUCAGGGGCUCAGUCUGAAGAUGGCGCCCCCGGUGUUCAUCCCUCGGCCAGAAACGGAGGAGCUGGUGGAGUGGGUGCUGGAGGAGGUGGCCCCGAGGCCCCGUGCGGCGGAACCCCAAGGGGGCCCCCUCAUCCUGGAGGUGGGCUGUGGAUCGGGAGCCAUCUCCCUCAGCUUGCUGAGCCACCUCCCCCAGAGCAGAGCCAUCGCCGUGGAUAAGGGGGCCGCUGCCGUCUGCCUGACCCGGGAGAACGCUCAGAGGCUUCGUUUGCAGGACCGGAUUCACAUCGUCCCCCUCGACGUGACCUCAGAGGGGAGCUGGGCGCACCUUCUGCCCUGGGGCCCCCUGGACCUGAUCGUCAGCAACCCUCCCUAUGUCUUCCGCCAGGACAUGGAGCAGCUGGCCCCUGAGAUCCGCAGCUACGAAGACCCAGCCGCCCUGGACGGCGGGGAGAAGGGCAUGGACAUCAUCGAGCGCAUCCUGGCCCUGGCCCCACGGCUCCUGAAGGACUCCGGAAGCAUCUUCCUAGAAGUGGACCCGAGGCACCCGGAGCUCGUCGGCGGCUGGCUUCAGAGCCGGCCCGACCUGUCCCUCCAGCUCGUGGCCGUGCGCAGGGACUUCUGUGGGAGGCCCCGGUUCCUGCACGUCCGGAGGUCUGGCGCCCCGGACGGCCGCCCUGUGGACGUCCAGCCAGGGCCUCUGCCUGCCGGAGCGCCUGGAUGACACCUCUUCCCAGAAUGCUCCUUGGAGAGAGGGGGGCGGGGCCCUGCAGAGCUCGGGACACUCGGGGCAUUUCCCGAGACUCUGGGAUUCCCCGUGCUCUGCGUUUCUAGGAGGCUCGGGGGAAGGAGGCAGCGCAGGGGCGCCAUCCCUCCUGCGGCAGCAAACGGCAGGGCCGUCCACAGCCCCGGGGUUCCCAGCCUGGCUCCGUCACGCCCGCGUGGCCAGCGCAGGCUGCUGGGCAUCUCUGUGGGUGGAACGGCCCUGGGGACGGGG